CCCUUGGUUAACAUAGAGAUUCUGGGAACAUCAGAAGGUGGGGAGAAAUGAACUAUAUUCUGGUAAUCCGACCAAUUGAACAUAUGCGGUGGUACUUAAUGAAUAUGAUGUCAGUUCGGUUGUCAUCUGAGACAUUCUCAUCAAUGAUAAGAUGACAAACUCUACAGUGGAAAGUCUGCACAUUGUAGUUAUCGGAGUCACAUGGAAUUGUUGUUCAAUUUAAAUGUUUGAAUAUAAAAUGAUUGGUGAAGAGAUGAAAUGUAAUUUUAGCUUCCAAAUGAGAGUUUUGGGUUUUCAUAAGGUUAGGGCUCUGCUCAAUCAGUGGCUUGCCCCUGUGAAGAGACAUGGGUUAUAAAACUUUUCAAACACACCGUUCUCGCUCCACUAUAUAAAGCCUUGAUGAAACUGUAACCUCCUGUUCCAAGUACGUGAGGUCUGCAGCCUCUGCGUUAAAAGGGCAAAUAACUAUCUGUUCCGAGGAUGGUGCAAUUGGUGCAUUACUUAAGUCAACUGUUAAAUCUCAUUGCAAAUGUUUGCACAACAUACUGUUUCGGUGAUAUUUUACACAGAAAAUUGCCUGGGCAAUGAGCAAAAAAACAACGAUUUUAUGUUUGACGGCCAAAUGAUCUGUUGAAAGGUUCUAAUACCGGGGCUGCUGAAGUAACCCCAGUACUGAUAUGUUUUCAGAACACUGAGUCAUGUCUGACUCGGAGACCAUCGAGCUAGCCGCUCUGGGCCGACCCUUCCAGCUGGGGAUGCUGUAUGACUGUCGUAGUGAUGUCCUCAUCCCAGGUAUCACUCUCUGGGAUUCUGAGAUGCUUCAGAAACACAUCAACGUCUGUCCACAACCGAACACCGACUUCAAAAUCAUUGCUUCAGACUCAAGUGAAGCCAAGUCAGAAGCUUUGAAUGUGUCUGCAUCUCUUGAGGCCAGUUUUCUUGGUGGCUUAGUCAGUGUGAAGGGUUCUGCUGAAUUCCUACAUGACAAAAAGACCUCAAAGCGUCAGUCUAGGGUUUCUCUGCAGUACCGUAACACCACUCGCUUCGAGCAGUUGACCAUGGACCACCUGGGGGCAGGAAAUGUGAAACACUGUAAUGUCUUCCAAGAGGGCUCUUCAACCCAUGUGGUGACUGCCCUGCACUACGGAGCCCAGGCCUUCUUCGUUUUUGACCAAGAGGUUUCAUCAGGAGAAAACCACCAGGACAUCCAGGGAAACCUGCAGGCCACAAUAAAAAAGAUCCCUCUCCUGUCAAUAGAAGGGCAGGGAAAUUUGAAGAUGAGUGAGGAAGAGAAGAGAGAGACCAAUAAAUUCAACUGUACCUUCCAUGGUGAUUUUUCACUAGAAAACAACCCCGUCACAUUUGAAGAUGCCAUUAAGGUGUAUGCUGGCCUGUCACGUCUGCUAGGGGAGAACGGAGAACAUGCUGUGCCCAUGACUGUCUGGCUUUAUCCUCUCAAGAACCUGGACUCUGCAGCUGCCCAGCUAGUCAGGCAGAUCAGUGUUAGCCUGGUGCGUCGCGCACAGCAAAUCUUGGACGGACUGGACAAUACUGAUGUACAAUGCAAGGACAUGAUGAAGGAAGAUAUGGCUAUCAAGUUCCCUGAACUCAAAGCCAAGGUCAACAAGUUCAGGGACAUGUGCUCAGAGUACAAGCUGGUGUUCCAGAAAGGUCUCUGUAAGGUUCUUCCCAAAAUAAGAGGAGGAGGAAUGGAGGAGGAAGAGCUGAUCAAAAUGCUCAACAGCAAAGAACGUUCUCCAUUCCAGAAUGACCUCAUGAUCACGUACCUGGACGACAGAGAGAGAGAGAUGAAUGUUGUCAGCUCUUACGUUGACAUAAUGAAAGAGGUACAAGUUGUGUACACAAGCAGUGAAUUGGAUGGAAUAGUGCUUGAUAAAGCUAAUGAUUAUGUAGUGUGUUUUGCAUUAUCCUUUUGA
Messenger RNA from Oncorhynchus nerka (sockeye salmon), 1937 nucleotides. Its product is annotated as stonustoxin subunit alpha-like. The coding region runs from base 699 to 1937 and encodes 412 amino acids. The transcript is spliced from 2 exons. The record is from RefSeq and is a predicted model, not a curated record. NCBI's taxonomy places the organism in Eukaryota, Metazoa, Chordata, Actinopteri, Salmoniformes, Salmonidae.